Messenger RNA from Schizophyllum commune H4-8, 2476 nucleotides. Its product is annotated as WD40 repeat-like protein. The record is from RefSeq and is a predicted model, not a curated record. Gene Ontology annotation, biological process: microtubule nucleation; mitotic cell cycle. Gene Ontology annotation, cellular component: centriole; spindle pole; pericentriolar material. Lineage: Eukaryota; Fungi; Basidiomycota; Agaricomycetes; Agaricales; Schizophyllaceae. The coding region runs from base 19 to 2319 and encodes 766 amino acids. The transcript is spliced from 4 exons. Gene Ontology annotation, molecular function: gamma-tubulin binding.
CGCUUUUCCACCAUCAACAUGCUCGGGGUCGCCGCCACCGACGCCCUCUGCCUCGCAGACCCCGCCGCGCUCAAGAAGGCGCCGUCGUCGCUCUCGACGUGCUUCUCCUUCACCUCCCCGCCGUCCGCAGCAUGCUGGGCAAUCGACAAUGCGCACCUUUACCUUGCAUCCGGCCGGAAGUUGCAGCGUUACGAUCCGGCAACGAAUUCGAUUGACGACAUAUACGAGACGGAGGAUGAAGUCGACCUGCGGGGGCUUGCGGCCAAGGACAAGGGGGCGCUUGUCGUCGCCUCCGGGGGGAGCGUCAUUGUCAUCGACGGGAUACUGGCGUCGCCAAGGAUCGCACAGACCCUCAGUGCGCACACCGCACCCGUUGAACACAUUGCCCUCUCAAACGACAACUCCCUCUUGGCCUCCACGGCUGCCAAUGCAGUCCACAUCGACAAUUUGACCAUGGGAUCGCAUACGACGCUGAGGGGCCUGACCUCGUAUGAAGGCCAGCAUAUCUCGGCUUGCGUCUUCCAUCCCCACGCACGGACCCGCUUGCUCCUUGCCAUCGCCCGGAGCCUCAUUAUAUACGACAUUACGAAACCCUCGACACCGACGAAGACGAUCACCCUCAGUGACGCCGCUGGCGGCGACAUCUGUGCCGUGGCAUGCAGUCCAUUCAGCAAGACCUUGGUCGCUGUUGCCACUACGGGAGGCACUGUCGGUCUAGUCGAUCUGGACAAAGAGAAGGGGCUCUUCCGUACCCUUCAUAUGAAAGUACCUCUUACAAGCGUAGCUUUCUCUCCCGAAGGGGCCGCUAUAUACCUAGGCACCGAGAACGGCAAGCUGCUGCUGCUCGAUCUCCGUGCCCUCGACAAGCCACCCAAGCCCAUCAUCAUCAGCGAGACUGGCUGUCGUAUUGAAGCCCUAUGUGUGCAGAAAAAGGUCAAGAGCCCACCAUCUGCGGCGAAGCCCUCUGCCUCUAGCGCAGAGGCCAAGCGGGCGGCCAGUACCCGAGCCACUGGCCCGACCAAGCCUUCGCCGACGCGUCUGCGGCCUCCUCCCCGAUCCUCAACUAGCGCGACGGCGACUACACCUACUCGCAAGAGUGUCGUUCCAAAGCCGACCAGUAGCCCUGCCACUCGCCCGACAGACCCGAAGAAAGUUUUCUCCCCUGUGAGGGACCCGCUGGGCAACUCAACGAAGGAUUCCGAUAACAUCUCCAUUGACAUCGAGACGUUGGCUGGAACUCGCAAGCCGCCUGCCAAAGGACCGAGUCCGGGCAAGGCCCCUGUGAGGCCUAUCCGCACGUCCUUCUCUUCGCCGCGGUCGCCACCCACGCGUUCUCCUGCGAUGCGCUCCCCGCCAAAGUCAGCCAUUGACCGUCCGACGUCCGUUGCGUCAAGCAGGGUGCGCGCUACCUCGAGUACAUCGCCGAAGAGCGUCGUUUCGGAUGCCACUGCCCGUGCGCGCGCGAGGGUCACGUCCAGCGGUCGUCCGUCGGCGGAUGCAGGACGUCCUCGCAGGGCAUCGGCAGCUUCGGCCGUCGAGUCUAUCUCGACCGCUGGGAGGCUUGCCCCAGGUGCUCGGACACGGGACCGUGCCGUUUCUUCCGCCUCUUCGCGAACCACAAGGGAUACCAGGGAGAAGCCCGCCGCGUCUGCGCGUCCCUCUGCAGCCAGCUCGCGUCCGCCGUCCGCCCUUUCACGCCGUACUCCCUCUCCUGAGCUCCCCGACAUGGGCCUGGAUCCGGUCACCCCUCUGCCCAAAUCCAAGCGCGCCACCUUCGCCAACAUCGGCCUCGGCUCGCCGAACUGGGCCGCUCCCCUCGUCGAGGAAACCGAGCCCAAGGGCAAGGGCAAAGCCGUCGACUUCGAGGACGACAGCGAUGAGGAGGACGAGAUUGAGGAGAUCUCGCUCGAGCACAAGCGCCUGGCCGCCGCCGCCGAGCGCGAGCGCAACCUCUCUAUGCAGGUCUCCCCCGCGCGGCGCGCGACCAGCGGGAUCACCCACAGCCCCUGGCAGCCCUCGCCCCUGCGGCGCUCCAUGGGCCCGCAGCCGGCGAAUGCGCCCAUGAUGCCGAGCUCGCCAGGCAGUUCCGCGACGGCGCAGGACUUCUUGCGCGGGAUCGUGCGCGACGUGAUGUUCGACUACCAGAUGGAGACGCGGCAGGAGAUGAUGGGGCUGCACCUCGACCUGGUGAAGAUGGGCCGGUCGUGGAAGGCGGAGCUGCGGUCGUUGAUGGAUGAGUAUGUGGGGGAUUUGAGCGAGCUGAGGGAGGAGAACAAGCGGUUGAGGGAGGAGAAUGAGAGGCUGAGGAGAGGGUACUAAUCCUUUCCUUUCACGACUGCCAGUUGGCGAGGCGGUGGCGUGUGCACGACCUCGUAUCGGUCGUGCCGCGUCCUUCGUUCGAGAUCAGACUAUUAUGUUGUAUAUGCAGCACUUUAUGCUUUAUUCUUUCCUUUGUGUCAUGACCAACUUUUCUCGG